This is a messenger RNA of Jatropha curcas, 1324 nucleotides long. RefSeq names its product tropinone reductase homolog At5g06060. The record is from RefSeq and is a predicted model, not a curated record. Gene Ontology annotation, molecular function: oxidoreductase activity. NCBI's taxonomy places the organism in Eukaryota, Viridiplantae, Streptophyta, Magnoliopsida, Malpighiales, Euphorbiaceae.
AGAACUAACUCGGUCGUCGAACGACAAAUCGUCCCUCAAAGAUUGAAGCCCUCAAAUAUUGUGUCAAGCAAGAAAUGUAACCUUUAAUAUCAGGCCCAUAUGUUCGAACCAUUGCCGAUGUGUUUGUAUUAAUCGAAAGUUGGGAGCCCACUGUGGAUUUGUAUAUGAUUAAUUUUGAAAGUUUACAAGAAUUUGUGUGCGUGGUUCAGUGCAACGAUCAUCAUCAUUUUCCUAUCAACAAGCAGAAAUAUAAACACAACCAUGGCGAAGGCAGAGUGUAGUUUCAAGGACCCAAGAUGGUCUCUUCAAGGAUUGACUGCUCUUGUGACUGGUGGCACUCGUGGAAUCGGAUAUGCAACGGUGGAGGAGCUUGCUGGGCUUGGAGCUAGGGUGCAUACAUGUUCAAGAAAUGAAGCAGAGCUUAGCAAGUGCUUGAAAGAGUGGGAAGCUAAGGGCUUUUUGGUCACUGGGUCAGUUUGUGAUGCAUCCUCUAGAGAACAGAGAGAAAAUCUGAUCAGGGAAGUGGGUUCUGCUUUUAGUGGCAGUCUCAACAUUCUUGUCAACAAUGUUGGCACAAAUAUCAGGAAGCCAACUAUUGAGUACUCUGCUGAAGAAUUUGCAAAACUCAUGACAACUAACUUAGAAACUACUUACCAUCUAUGCCAACUUGCACAUCCCCUUCUAAAAGCAUCAGGGGUGGGAAGCAUUGUAUUCAUUUCCUCUGUCGGAGGUCUUGCACACAUAGGAAGUGGAUCGAUUUAUGGAGCAUCCAAAGGUGCAAUUAAUCAACUAACAAAAAAUUUGGCUUGUGAGUGGGCAAAAGACAAUAUCAGGUCCAAUUGUGUUGCACCUUGGUAUAUCAAAACCUCACUUGUGGAAAAUUUGCUUGAUAACAAAGAGUUUUUAGAUAAGGUAGUAUCUCGAACUCCUCUUCAGCGAGUUGGAGAAGCAAAAGAAGUAUCAUCCCUAGUUGCAUUCCUUUGCCUACCAGCUGCUUCAUACAUUACCGGACAGGUUAUAGCGGUUGAUGGAGGAAUGACUGCGAACGCAUUUGAUUCUGGAAUGAGACUAGAUUUGAACAAAUGAACUCUUUUUUUUCUUUUCUCAUCAUUGAAAAUGCACAUUAUUUGACAUCUUGAGUUGCAUGUCCUGCAUGGCAUUUUCCGUUUGUUUAUGACUUCCUAUUAUCUUUACGCAUUAAGGAUUGUGUUAUAUUUCUUAGUCAAGGCAUGUCUAAUGUGUUUUCUUCUGCGGGAGAAAUGGCAAUGGUACAGGGCAUUCCUUAUUCGCGUUUAGCUAUUAAUUAAAUUUUCUUUGACAAUCA